AUGUCGCUGUCUUUAAGUGCUCAAUUCCAUCAAGCGGAUAUCCCUGCCUAUGACGAUAUCUGCUGCAGUUUGACGGCAAAAACUUUUCAGGACUCGCAGGCUGAGUCGGAGGCCAGUCCGACGAUCGAGGGUUGUGUCGACGUCAAGAAUGUGAUGUGCGAUUUACUGUCGAAAAAAUGUGAAAAGGUUUGUUGGAAGUGUCAGACGCUCGAUGAGAAGUGGGAAGAAAAGGAACACUGUGAGGCAAUGGGAAUGAGAGAAGUUGCAACUUGGUUCUAUCGGAUAUCGGCCAGAUGUCAGUGGCAGGAGUCCUAG
Messenger RNA from Coprinopsis cinerea okayama7#130, 315 nucleotides. RefSeq lists its product as hypothetical. The transcript has 5 exons. Bases 1 to 315 code for a protein of 104 amino acids. NCBI's taxonomy places the organism in Eukaryota, Fungi, Basidiomycota, Agaricomycetes, Agaricales, Psathyrellaceae. The record is from RefSeq and is a predicted model, not a curated record.